AUUCGUCUUAAUGUCAAUGCAAUAAUCAGUUCUCAUCGAGUCACAUCGAGUGUAAUAUCAUUAAACAAGUGUAAUUAUAAAUAAACAACAUUUUUUAAAAAUAUGUAGAUAUAAUCCAAUAAUACUAUGUUUUCAUUUGAAAAUCUUUAUCAGCGAAGAAGUAGGAAUACCGGUAACUUUAACUGGUGACGAGUGAACUGAAUUUUCAACAUAUUGCACAACGUUUCGCAUUUUUUUGAUUCUCUAUUAUCUAAGAAAUCAAAAUGCCUGAAUUACCACGCAUCACACGUACAUUGCGAAUGUUCACUAACUUAGAUCGUACAAAAAAGUUAUUAGAUCUUGCUCCUAAUAAUAUAAUAAAAAAGCGGGAAGAACAAACAAGUAAAUUAAAAAGCGGUUCGAGUUGGUUUGAAUUAUGUAAAAUUGCCCCAAGUGCAAUUUUAUCUUUGCUUAAUAAAUUACAUGAUAUUGCUAACAAGAUUUUUAGUGGUCAUUCAAGCGAUGUCAUUAAUGAAUUUGCUAUAUUUACUCUGCGUCUAUUAAUAGAUUCAGAUUGUAUAUCCAAAAAACAAUUAGAACUUUUAUGUCAUAUGGCGAGUAAUUUAACAGAACAAGAUAUAAAUAAUAUUAAGCAGAUAAUUGCAGAUAUUCGCGAAAAAUUAGACCAAGAUGCACUUACACAUUUGAUUAAAUCAACCAACAAUACUACAAAUUCCAAAAAUUCCGAAAUGAAUUAUUUUGGAUCCAAACUUUCUUAUAAUUCGGCAAAAGUACUCUGGCCCGAUACUGGUAGACUUCGUAAUAUGAUACAUUUAGGACAACAUACUGAUUCAUUUACCAUGGCUUACGAAACGAAAGUUCCUCCACCAAACAAAGAUGAGUAUUCAUUGCAAUUCAACAAGUCAGUAUUUAUAAAAGGUUUAAAAAAUUGUUAUAAGAAAUAUUCGACAGAGGUGACUUUUGACAAUUUUGGUUCAGUAAUAGUAUCAAAAUUAGUAAAUUCUGAGAAUUUUGAAAAUGAAUUGUUUGACUUAUUGGGUUAUGAACACAUUGAAUUUAUACAGUAUAUUAUUGAGCAUAGAAAGGCAAUCAUAAGUUUUUAUGGUUCUCAAAAAUCAUCAAAGCAACUACCAUCCGCUCAAGGACCGGUGAUCAGCGGGCAAGUAACUGUACAAUCUGAAGUAGAGAAGCAAUUACUGAAACAAGUGCGUAAAGAAGAAAAAAAAUUUAAUAAAAUUUCGAAUAAGAGAGAUGGAAAAACUGAUGAAGAAGAUAUUGUAAUUGAUCCAAUCGAAUUACGUUUAAAAAGAAAAGAAGCAUUAACAGCGAUGUCUACUCCAAUUUUUCCCAGAAGAAAUGUAAUUUCAGAAAGAAGAGAGAAUUUCCCAUUCGUUUUUGAUUCUAAAGCAAUUAUUGAAAAUAUGGCAAGCUUUAUUUCAGGACAAAAACUCAUGUUACCAGAAAAUGUACAGAUAAAACACACGCAAUUAGGGGAAGAAGUUCAUAUACCUAUUCCAAAUUUACAAAGCGUCGAUAUUCAAAUCGAUCCUGUUAUGAUUUCUUCCUUGGACGAAAUCGGACAAAUUGCUUUCACUGGCAUAACAUCAUUAAAUCGAAUACAAAGUAUAGUAUUUAACGCAGCAUACAACACAAAUGAAAAUUUAUUAAUUUGUGCUCCUACUGGUGCGGGUAAAACUAACGUUGCCAUGCUAAGUAUAAUUCAUGAAAUAAGACAACAUAUGACACAAGAUACUGCACAAAAUCAAUUCAAAAUUAUUUAUAUAGCACCGAUGAAAGCAUUAGCAGCAGAAAUGACUGCUAAUUUUAGCAAAAGACUAAAUCGUCUCGGUAUAUCUGUACGCGAAUUAACUGGCGAUAUGCAAUUAACGAAACUAGAAAUUCAACAAACUCAUAUGAUAGUAACGACCCCUGAAAAAUGGGAUAUUGUAACAAGAAAAGGUACAGGAGAUAUUGCUCUUACAAGUAUCGUGAAGCUACUCAUUAUAGAUGAAGUUCAUUUACUGCACGGCGAUAGAGGUCCUGUAGUCGAAGCAAUAGUUGCUAGAACAUUGAGACAAGUAGAGACAUCUCAAAGUAUGAUUCGCAUAGUUGGGCUUUCAGCAACAUUACCAAAUUAUGUAGAUGUUGCGAGAUUUCUAAGAGUGAACCCUUACAAAGGUUUAUUUUAUUUUGACCAUCGAUUUCGUCCUGUUCCUUUGAGUCAAACAUUCAUUGGGAUAAAAGCACAGAGACCAAUUGUACAAAUAGGACACAUGGAUGAAGCGUGUUACGAUAAAGUUAUCGAAAUGGUUCGUGAAGGACAUCAAGUUAUGGUCUUUGUACAUGCUCGUAAUGCCACCGUUAGAACGGCCACUGUAAUCAGAGACUUAGCAAUAAAAAACGAAACACAAAAAUUAUUUUUAUCAGAGGCACAAGAAAAACUUGCAGGCAGAGCAUUCAGUAAAUCACGAAAUAAAUAUCUUCCUGAUUUGUUCAGCAGUGGCUUGUCGGUUCAUCAUGCAGGCAUGUUACGUUCGGAUAGAAAUCUGGUUGAAAAAUAUUUUUCUGAAGGCUUAAUAAAAGUUUUAGUUUGUACAUCUACCCUUGCCUGGGGUGUAAAUUUACCUGCACAUGCUGUCAUUAUAAAAGGAACAGAAAUAUAUGAUUCCAAGCAUGGUACAUACAUUGAUUUAAGCAUACUUGAUGUUUUACAAAUUUUUGGUCGUGCUGGAAGACCACAAUUUGACACAUCUGGUCACGCAGUCAUAAUUACAACUCAAAGCAAAUUGUCACAUUAUUUGUCGCUUCUAACCAAUCAGAUACCCAUUGAAAGUAGUUUUAUAACUUAUCUAGCAGAUAAUUUAAAUGCAGAGAUUGCAUUGGGAACAAUAUCGAAUGUAGAGGAAGCUGUUGAAUGGUUAAGUUACACAUAUCUCUUUGUACGGAUGAAGUUAAAUUGUUUACAAUAUGGCAUAUCAUAUCCAACUAUUGCGGAGGACCCGAACUUGGAAAAAAAACGAAAAGAAUUAAUUGAUGCGGCAGCAAAAGCAUUGGAUAAAGCUAAAAUGAUUCGAUAUAAUAUACAAACUGGUGAUGUUAACACUACAGAUUUAGGACGUAUUGCCAGUCAUUAUUAUCUUAAAUAUGAUACAGUUGAGAUUUUUAACGAAUUAUCAGAGAAUGUCAUGACCGAAGCAGAUAUACUCGCAAUGAUAUCGCGUUCUCAAGAAUUUGAACAACUUAAAGUAAGAGACGAUGAGAUUGAAGAAUUGGAACAUUUGUGUCAAGAAUUCUGCGAAGUUGCACCAAAAGGUGGAGCAGAAAAUAUUUAUGGCAAAGUAAAUAUUUUGAUACAAACUUAUCUAUCAAGAGGAUGGGUCGAAUCAUUUUCUUUGACAUCAGAUUUAGCAUAUAUCACGCAAAACGCUGUACGUAUAUGCAGAGCAUUAUUUGAAAUUAUGCUAAGACAAAAUAAUGCAAUAAUGGCAGGCCGUUUAUUGGAGAUGGCAAAAAUGCUUGAACUGCAACAAUGGGAUUAUAUGAGUCCUUUACGGCAAUUUUCCUGUAUAUCAGCAGAAAUUAUUAAAAAAAUAGAAGAACGCGAUAUUACGAUAAAUAAAUUAAUGGAUAUGGAUGUUAAGGAAAUUGGAAUCAUUUUGAACAAUCAAAAAAUAGCUGUAUUAGUAAAGAAAUGUUGCAGCGAGUUUCCAGCAUUGAAAAUGGAAUCCGUCUUACAACCUAUUACGCGUACCAUUUUGAGAAUACGCUUACAAAUUACUCCUCAAUUUCGAUGGAACGACGCAGUUCAUGGAAAAAUUUCUGAAGCAUUUUGGAUAUGGAUUGAAGAUCCGGACAAUAAUAUGAUAUAUCAUCACGAGUAUUUUAUCUUGACUAAAAAGAUGGUUUGUAAAAAUCUUGAACAAGAAAUUGUAAUGACUAUACCAUUGUCUGAACCAUUGCCUAAUCAAUAUUUGGUAAAAGCAACGAGCGAUCAUUGGCUUGGAUGUGAGAAUAUGUUGUCUUUAACAUUCCGUGAUUUAAUUUUACCGGAUAUUCAUCCACCACAUACCGUCUUAUUAGAAUUACGACCAUUAUCUAUAACAGCACUGAAAGACUCGUCUUUCGAAAAAUUAUAUAAAUUUUCUCACUUUAAUCCAAUUCAAACGCAAAUUUUUCAUUGUCUCUAUCACACGGAUAACAACGUUCUCCUCGGUGCACCAACGGGCUCCGGUAAAACAAUCGCUGCGGAAAUAGCUAUGUUUAGAGUUUUUAAACAGUAUCCUGAUCAAAAAGUUGUAUAUAUUGCACCACUGAAAGCUUUGGUACGAGAGAGAAUGCAUGAUUGGAAAAUAAGGCUGGAAGAACAGCUGGGGAAAAAAGUGGUAGAAUUAACAGGAGAUGUAACUCCUGACAUCAAAAUUAUUGCAAAUGCUAGCGUGAUAAUUACUACUCCUGAGAAAUGGGAUGGCAUUAGUAGAAGUUGGCAAACGAGAAGUUAUGUUCAGAAAGUAGGACUGAUAAUUAUAGAUGAAAUUCAUUUAUUAGGAGAAGAUCGUGGACCGGUAUUAGAAGUCAUUGUUUCAAGAACAAAUUUUAUUUCUUCCCAUACUUCAAGAAAAUUGAGAGUUGUUGGUCUUUCCACGGCAUUGGCCAAUGCAAUUGAUCUAGCCAAUUGGCUGGGGAUAAAAGAAAUGGGUCUUUACAAUUUUCGCUCGUCUGUUAGGCCUGUACCAUUAGAGGUUCACAUCAGUGGAUUUCCAGGCAAACAUUAUUGCCCACGUAUGGCAACAAUGAAUAGACCAACUUUUCAAGCAAUAAGACAUCAUGCACCUUCUAGUCCAUCCCUUGUUUUUGUAUCUUCGCGCAGGCAAACGCGUUUGACCGCAUUGGAUUUGAUUGCUUAUCUUGCAGCAGAAGAUAAUCCUAAACAAUGGUUACAUAUGCCCGAGGAAGAAAUGGAAAACAUUUUAGAAAAUAUUAAAGAUUCAAAUUUAAAGUUUACUCUUGCUUUUGGAAUUGGUCUUCACCAUGCUGGAUUACAUGAUAAAGAUAGACAAACGGUUGAAGAAUUAUUUGUCAAUAAUAAAAUACAGGUAUUAAUUACGACAGCAACAUUGGCUUGGGGUGUAAAUUUCCCUGCUCAUUUGGUUGUAAUAAAGGGAACGGAAUAUUAUGAUGGUAAAACGAAACGUUAUGUAGAUAUGCCGAUAACGGAUGUGUUACAAAUGAUGGGAAGAGCUGGAAGACCUCAAUUUGAUGAUUCCGGUGUAGCUGUUGUCCUCGUACACGAUUUAAAGAAAAAUUUUUAUAAGAAAUUUUUGUACGAACCAUUCCCUGUUGAAUCUAGUUUAUUAGCAGUAUUACCAGACCAUAUAAAUGCUGAAAUCGUAGCUGGAACAAUAAAAAAUAAGCAAGAAUUUCUUGAUUAUUUAACAUGGACAUAUUUCUUCAGAAGAUUAAUGAAAAAUCCAAAAUAUUAUAAUUUGGAUACUUUAGAACCUCUUACGAUUAAUCAAUACUUGUCAACUUUAGUGGAUACGACAGUGAAAGUAUUAUUAGAUUCACGUUGCAUAGAUUACAAUGAAGAAGAUAAUUUACUAUUUCCUCUCUCAAUGGGCAAAAUAGCAUCCUUUUAUUACUUAUCCCAUCAUACUAUGCUAAUGUUCCAACAAGCAUUAACAGAAGAUCUUGCAUUACAUGAAUAUUUGAAAAUCUUAUGUAAUUCGUGUGAAUAUAAUGAACUUCCUGUUAGACACAAUGAAGAAUUACUAAAUGAGGAUUUGGCAAAAAUGUGCCGCUAUCAAGUUGAUCAAUACACAUAUGAUUCUCCUAAUACAAAGGCUUAUCUUUUGCUUCAAGCACAUUUUUCUCGACUUCCACUUCCAUGCACGGAUUAUACUACUGAUUUAAAGUCAGUCCUUGAUCAAGCUAUUAGGAUAAUUCAAGCAAUGAUAGAUAUUGUAGCAGAGAACGGUUGGUUAGCAAGUACACUCAGAAUAAUGCAAUUAUUACAAAUGGUAAUACAAGCUAGAUGGAUCGAUGAACCUGCAGUCAUUACCUUACCUCAUAUAAAUAAGGAACACUUGCCUUUAUUUUCUUCUUUACCGGCACCUCUUCCAGUAUUAUGUGCUACUACGAUUAAUAAUUAUAAUCGACUUGUAAAGGCUUUUAGUAAAGAAUUUCACGAAGAACAGAUACAUCAGAUACAUCAAGUUAUCAAACAAAUGCCAAUGCUGUGUAUCGAUUUGAUGUUACAUGGGAACUGGGAGGAUGGUACAGAAAAAAAAAUACCGCUACAAACGAAUUAUAAUCAUGUUAUCGACCUUCAUCAAGAUCAAGACUAUACAUUAGUCAUCGGGAUGAAAAGAAAAAAUCAUUCGGAUACAUUAAAGGCACAUUGUCCCAUGUUUCAAAAGGGGAAAGAUGAAGGCUGGUUUUUAGUAUUAGGUGAUAUUUCACAACGAGAAUUAUGGGCCUUGAAAAGAGUUAAUGGUGUUAAUGAUCAGCAUAGAAUUUACCAAUUACAAUUCACAUCUCCUUGUAAUACAGGGCCAAUGAAAUUGACAUUUUAUUUGAUUUCUGAUUGCUAUAUUGGCCUGGAUCAACAAUAUGACAUACAAGUAAAUAUAAUACCUUAAAGAUAAAAUUCUGAUAUAUACAAAAA
Messenger RNA from Vespula pensylvanica (western yellowjacket), 6664 nucleotides. RefSeq names its product activating signal cointegrator 1 complex subunit 3 (gene obe). The transcript has 11 exons. NCBI's taxonomy places the organism in Eukaryota, Metazoa, Arthropoda, Insecta, Hymenoptera, Vespidae. Bases 264 to 6638 code for a protein of 2124 amino acids. Gene Ontology annotation, molecular function: ATP hydrolysis activity; ATP binding; nucleic acid binding. The record is from RefSeq and is a predicted model, not a curated record.